Messenger RNA from Drosophila arizonae, 1095 nucleotides. RefSeq lists its product as uncharacterized. The record is from RefSeq and is a predicted model, not a curated record. NCBI's taxonomy places the organism in Eukaryota, Metazoa, Arthropoda, Insecta, Diptera, Drosophilidae.
AUGUGCGCAUUACUGGCGGCAUUGAAGUGGAACAGCACAAGUGGAACGGGACUCCAGAUCAACCGCUUGCUCCAGAUGCUGCACAGUAACCAAGCGGAUUUAUGCGUCGGUGGCAUCCGCCAGACGGUGGAGCGCAGCACAUUGGGGACAUCGACGCACAACUAUCUGCAGACAAGCGUCCGCUUUGGCGUCUUGGGCACCAGCUACGAGCUGACCUCGCUGGACAUUCUAUUCUUUCCAUUUCGGACAUCAAUUUGGCUGGCGAUUGGCGUUGUUUUCGCCCUUUCGUUCCUGAUGCAGCUGACAAUGGAUCGACUAUUACCGCUCAGGCAUCAGGGCUGCCUUGUGCUCAAUGUGCUCCUGGUCUUCGUGGGCAUGCCUAUGGCAGCUUUUCCGCGCUCGAUCGCGAAACGAGUGCACUGCAUCAUGUUAAUUCUCUACACGUUGCUCAUACGCACCAUGUACCAGGGCAUGCUUUACCAUUUGAUACGCACCCGCAUGCUGAACCGGCUGCCCCAGUCCCUCGAUGAGGUCGUGGCUCACAACUAUGAAGUUGUGCUAUCGAGUGGAAUCAGUGAUGUGCUCGCUGAAAUACCCGCCAUACAGCAGAUGCGAUUCCAUGUGGCCGACGGCGACGGAUCCCUAAUGCAUCCUCUGUAUUACUUGGCGCACAAUCCGCGGGGUCAGAGGCAGGUGGUAGCCGCUACGCUGGAGACCUUUCUGUUGUACAAUCAGUUGAGUGUCAAAACCGGAAUGGAACAAGGGAUACAUCAGUUCGAGAUCAUGAGUCAGGAUGUGAUAUAUAUGCAGAUGACGAUGUACCUAAGGAAACAUUCAUUUCUAAUCGACGCCUUCAACGAGCACAUUAUGUGGAUGCGCUCCGGGGGACUGCUGGCAGUCUGGGAGCGCUGGGAGCUGGACGAAGUCUAUUUGCGAGACGUGCGUACGACCACCUAUAGAAUAUUCGGAAUCCACGAGCUCUAUAUCAUAUUUGUGCUAAUGCUAAUUGGAUUAAUGCUUAGCACGCUUCUUUUUUGCCUAGAGCGGAUCUCAUUACGCUUCCCACGAUUUCAGCGUUGGUUCCUAACAGAAUAA